UAACCUUAAAUAUCCUUAUCAGUAUUUAUAAAUGACCCUUCGGGAAUAUUAAGCUGUACGGGAUUCGUAGGUUAUCUGUGCGGUUAUUUUGACAAUGAGAGAUUUGUCAUUCACAGGGAUAUAUACACUCAUUCAUGUUAGUUAGUACCCUCCAAUGAUAUAAGACUCAUCUUUACACGUGGGUGAGCAGGUUCACACGUGGGUGAGCAGCAGGUGGCAUAUAGGUCUGUUGCUAUUUUAAUAAUUAUAUUAUUAUUCAGAAAGAAAGAAAAAAAGGAUGAUGUACUCAGAUGAACAAAGUCGGUACUCAGAUGUAAUGAGAGUGUGCAACCAAAUAAUCAUAUCUUCCGCGGAGCCCAUUCUCAAGUGCAUAGAAACGUUGUGCAAUCAUUUUGAAGAUGACGUAAUAGUUAUUGCUGAUUUCUGUACAGCAGAUGGAGGGAAUUCUGUUGAAAUACUUCACAAAAUGAAGGAAAAAAUAGAUGAGCAUUCAAGACAGAUGUUUGUAAUAUUUGAAGAUCAUCCAAAUAAUGAUUUCAGUAGUCUCUUCAACACUAUUAAGUGCAAGCAUAAUCAACUUAAUAUGUACCAAGCUGUGUGUUCCAAGGAUAUGUAUAAACAAUGUUUACCGUCAAAUUUUAUACAUUUGAUAUUUUCAACCUUUGGAUACCAUUGGUUGUCAGAAAGACCUUGCAAUAUAGAAAAUGGAAUGUUCGUACAUGAUGCUAACGAGAGCGAACAGAAAGAAUUUGCCCAACAAGCCGAGAAGGACUGGGAAUCAUUCCUACUCCAACGAGGAAAAGAAUUAAAACGUGGUGGAAUAAUGUAUCUGCUCGGUUUGGUAAAGGAUGACAAAGGAGAAUAUGGUUCAUUAGAGUUCCACAAGCAAGUGUCAGAAGUUCAAAAGAAAAUGUUUCAAGAUGGAUUUAUAUCUAAGGAGGAAAAUAAAAAUAUGCUCAUUAAUUUUUAUCAACGGUCAGAAGCUGAAAUGAGACUACCGUUUUGCCAAGGAUCAAAGGUUUCUGCAUUAGGUUUAAAAUUACAAUCCUUCACAAUGAGAAACUGGACAGCGGUCAAGCAUCCGGGAAAUAAAAACAAUCAGGAAAAGCAAAUGUGGGCCUCGUGUAUGACAUCUGUUGCAAGAGUUUGGAGUCAUAAACCUAUGAUCGAAAGUCUCAAAGAUCACCGCACAACUGAAGACAAAAUGAAUUUGAUGAACCGUUUCUAUGACAAUUUGAAGACACGAUUACUUGAAUGUACUUUUGACUUAGACUACACACUGGUUGAUCUUAUCAUAUCUAAAACCUGAGUGUGUGCUUCUACAGUGAACUUAUUUAUGACAUACUUUAUCAGGAUUUUAAAUACACUCAUCGACAAUUUGUUGAUUUGUUGCUCAUACAUGUAUUUUAAUAUCACAAGGAUCACCGAAAGUUUAUGCCAGAGGAGAAUAUUUGACGCCGUUGAACAAGUUUAUACAUGACAUGGUUCAGUCUUGUGUCCCGAAAUUUCGAAUUAAGCGUCGUUGAACUUCAAAUAACUCAAAGAGUCUGUCAACAGACGUGUAAUUUUAGACGUACAGGUUGUCAAAUAUCUCACAAGAAACAACCAAUGAAGUUUCAAACUAUUUCAAAGUCAGACUAGGUUGUAAUAUUAAAAAAAAAAAAAAAAAACAAAAAAAACAAAGAUAAAACCGGGGAAAUAUAAUUUGCUUUAAUCUGAUUCAUUUGGUCACUGUUUGAUAGAAGUACUAGUGUUUUAGUCAAAUCAUAUCACAUGAUGUUAUCUCCUUACAAUAAUAAAUGAAAAAUGUGUCGAUCUAUGUGCCACCUAUGCCGCCACUUUAGCUUAUUAAUAUGCAUCAGUCAAUGUACCAACUGAAGUAUUGACAUUUUAUUUUCUUUAAAAGUGGACGAUUCCUUGCAGGUUUAAGUGUUUUAAUUUUUCUAUAACCAAUAGUACUUAGAGUUGUUGUUAGAUUUUUUUUGUAUGUUUAUGUAUAAAAUUGUGUCACCAGUGUUUACGUAAUAUCAAAUAUUUUCAUUUAAAUUACAUUUGGUUGCGGCAAUUUAAGGUAUUUUUUUUAUUCAUUCUAUUUAUAUGAUGAAAAUUCGGCAAUUAUGCAUUUAUACAUGGGCAUAACUCAUAG
This is a messenger RNA of Mytilus trossulus (common blue mussel), 2146 nucleotides long. RefSeq lists its product as uncharacterized. Gene Ontology annotation, molecular function: S-adenosylmethionine-dependent methyltransferase activity. The coding region runs from base 278 to 1309 and encodes 343 amino acids. The transcript has 8 exons. Gene Ontology annotation, biological process: methylation. Lineage: Eukaryota; Metazoa; Mollusca; Bivalvia; Mytilida; Mytilidae. The record is from RefSeq and is a predicted model, not a curated record.